This is a messenger RNA of Mangifera indica (mango), 2608 nucleotides long. Its product is annotated as phosphatidylinositol 4-kinase gamma 3. The transcript is spliced from 3 exons. The record is from RefSeq and is a predicted model, not a curated record. Bases 624 to 2378 code for a protein of 584 amino acids. Gene Ontology annotation, molecular function: protein binding. NCBI's taxonomy places the organism in Eukaryota, Viridiplantae, Streptophyta, Magnoliopsida, Sapindales, Anacardiaceae.
UUUUCUGAUUUUAGUUAUUUUUUAAAUUUGUUUUAUUAUCUGUUUGGUUGCUGAGAAAAUUUUGAAAGAAAUUUAAGAAUUCCUCACAUUAAGCCAUGGGAACGGAGACUUAGGCUAAGUAGACUGUUUGUCUUGGUCAAAUGACUCAAAUCGAUUGUUAAUUUCUGUUAUUUUAUUUGUUGGAAACACAAACGGUUAAAAUUUAAUUAAUUGUAAUUUAUUUUCUUUAUUCAUGAUUGGUUUUGUUUGACAUUAGGUUAAUAUUCGUUCUUCGGCUCACAAUGCUGCUACAUCAACUAUGAUCUUAGCUGUUUAAAGUGGUAUUUGCAGUGACGCUACAGAAGCCCUAAACCCUUUGGGGAUAAUUUUGGAAAAACCAAAGAUGGAUGAUAAAGUAACAAAAUCCUAGGUUAGGGUUAGGGUUUAUAACCCUAUUACUCAAGGGUUUAGUUCUUGGGUGCAGAUUUGGAGUUUUAAUUGUUUUUCAAUUUGGGGGUUUUAGGUUUGCAUGGUAGUAGUUUGUAAAUUUUAGUAAUUGUUAAUGGCUUAUAGGGUGUAGGAGUUGUACAUAGAAGUUUUUAGUUGAUAUAAGGUACGCGGGGUUCUAGAUCUACAAGAUAAAAAUGUCUAUUGCCAGUGUAGCUCUUAGUCCGGCUCUUGAAAAGUCUUUGAGCUUUCCGGGAUAUUUCACUCAUCGACAUGGUUGGCCUGCGGAUGACUCGAUCUUGAUUUUUCUAAGUGUUGGGGGUUCUAUGAUCCCGAUGCUUGUUAUGGAAUCAGAUUCAAUUGCUUCUGUGAAGUUGAGGAUUCAGAGUUUCAAAGGGCUUUUUGUGAAGAAGCAGAAGCUGGUGUACAGAGGGAGGGAACUGGCCAGGACCAAUUCUCUUGUCAAAGACUAUGGGCUUGCUGAUGGGAAUGUUUUGCAUUUGGUGCUUAGACUUUCAGAUCUCCAGGCCAUCACUGUGAUGACUGUAUGUGGAAAGGUAUUUGAAUUUCAUGUUGAAAGGAGUAGAAAUGUAGGUUAUGUGAAGCAGCAAAUUGCUAAAAAGGGAAAAGGGCUCAUUGAUCUCAAGGAUCAAGAACUGAUAUGCGAUGGUGAGGAGCUUGAAGAUAAGAGACUCAUAACUGACUUUUGUAAAAACAAUGAUUCUGUUAUUCACUUUCUGGUUCGAAAGUCUGCUAAAGUAAGAGCUAAGCCUAUUGAGAAAGAUUUUGAAGUCUCUAUUGAUGCUAAUAAUUUGAAUGAGAAGUUGGCUGAUGUUGUAGGAGAAUACCAGUUGGAAGCACUAUUUACGGGAUGUGAGGUCACAGAUAGGAAACUGUUGCAGAGAGAUUUCCUUUUGGAACCUUUAGUUGUUGAUUCCAAUAUUGACUUGCCAGUAGAAAUUAAAAAGCUAAUUGAAUCUACUUUUGAUGGGUUGGACAGAGGUUAUGAACCUGUCCGCUCCUCUGAGGGAUCAGGAGGAGCUUAUUUCAUGCAAGAUUCAUCAGGUCAGAAGUAUAUUUCUGUUUUUAAACCAAUUGAUGAGGAGCCAAUGGCUGUGAAUAAUCCUCGAGGCUUACCCUUGUCAGAAGAUGGUGAAGGAUUGAAGAAAGGCACAAGAGUUGGAGAAGGAGCAUUGAGGGAAGUUGCAGCAUACAUAUUGGAUUACCCAAAGGGUGCAUUGCACUCUUCUAGUUACAAGGAGAGAGGCUUUGCUGGGGUUCCUCCUACAGUUAUGGUUAAGUGCUUGCAUAAGGGAUUCAAUCAUCCAGAUGAUUAUGAAAAUUCUGCCAAGAAUGUGAAGAUUGGAUCACUGCAAAUGUUCAUGAAGAAUAUAGGAAGCUGUGAGGAUAUGGGACCUCGUGCUUUCCCAGUGGAUGAGGUACACAAGAUCUCUGUGCUGGACAUAAGGUUGGCAAAUGCAGAUAGGCAUGCUGGGAAUAUAUUGGUUAGCAAAGAUGAAGAAGGUCAGAUUAGGCUUAUUCCAAUUGAUCAUGGCUACUGCUUGCCUGAGAAGUUUGAAGAUUGUACAUUUGACUGGCUCUACUGGCCACAAGCUCACCAACCUUACUCCCAUGACACCAUUGACUACAUAAACUCACUGGAUGCUGAAUGGGAUAUUGAACUUCUGAAGUUUCACGGCUGGGACAUAUCACCAGAGUGUGCCCAGAUCCUUCGAAUCUCCACCAUGCUUCUGAAGAAAGGUACAAAGAGAGGAUUCACUCCCUUCACCAUCGGAAGCAUCAUGUGCAGGAAAACACUGAAGGACAAGUCUGUGAUUGAGCAGAUUGUUCAUGAAGCACAGGAAGCUGUGCUCCCAGGAUCAAGUGACGAAGUGUUUCUUGAAUCUGUUGAAGUCAUCAUGGAUUGUUACCUUGAUGAGCUGGCCCUGUGAGACCUCAGGAUGACUAUCUAGGUAUAUAGCAUUCAACUGUCUAUUUGUCUUUUCGUUGUUGUCUGCAAGUUUAUUUGAUAUGCUGUUUGUUGCUCUUUCACUUGCUUUGUCUUUUGACAAAGUCAGGCCAUUGUGCACCUAUCUCUCCUUUCAUCUCUCUAAAAGAAUCUGUUACUUGGAAUUGAUAGUUACCUAUUUUAAGUGCUGACUUGAAAAUGUUGUACCGUGCA